Molecule: messenger RNA, 4075 nt
Organism: Chara braunii
Lineage: Eukaryota; Viridiplantae; Streptophyta; Charophyceae; Charales; Characeae
Source: the annotation of a GenBank genome assembly
AUGUACAUAUGUGUAUAUCCAUUGGGAUUUGAACUUGUCACGUCGUGGUAUUUUUACGGUAUUAUCAUCGUACGGAAAACAGACUGGAGGGAUGCAACGUGGUCAUAUUUUUGGCUCUCACUCGAUCGGGACACCGACCUCAGGAACUUCCCAUGGGGGAGCAGGUGUACCCGUUCAGGCAGCGUUUCACAUGGCCGGGCCUCGCUCGACUGCAGAACAUUCAAAAUGUAUGGGGAGUUGUUAACGGUCCCAAUGCAUUCAGAAUGUCGGAUCAGUCCGAAUGCAUCUGGUCCUUUGCACCAUCACAUACGUGUAGGAUGUUGUUCAGUAGCGGAGCGAGGCCCGCAAUUUCGAGUCUAGAUGGACCUACCAGCUUUCGUGCAACUCUCUCAUAACCAUGUAAUCAGUAGGGGGUCAGUCAGCGAAUGGGCCAAGUCCCUCUUACACUGAUUUGAAUCUUCUGGCUGUUGAUCUUCGCAAUCAGCGGCCAAAAUCGAAGAAUGCAGGGAAGUGGGUGGGACCACCACGGCCAAUUGUUUAUUGAUCUGCAUAUUGAAUAGAUAUGUGGAACUGGGACAGACCGGGUUCACCAUCUGCUUUGUCGUUAUUGGACUCGUUCUCUUCUUUCCAAGGACCACGUGGCAAUCCUGUCCCCGUGUUUUGCACCUAUAGACCUCUCUCUCUCCCCCUGUCUUCGGUGACAUGUUCCCGAUUAGGCGUGUCAACCCCGUUGGGUGGGCACGAAAGGUCGUUGUAUACAAUUGAUUGCUAGCAUAGCCAGCGAGAACGACUGAUUACUCGGUUGAGUUGAGUUGAGUUGGGGGAAAGGCCUUCCAUCUAGUAGAAAUCGGUCAAUUGACUGCCCUGCUAGAAUCAAUGGAUAUUUCUUUUUCUUCACCAUCAAAUCAAUCGAGCUUAUUUACCAUCUCCGCCUGAGUAUGCGAGUACGGUGACUCGUACGGUGACUCUGCUUAGUAAGUAGUGACAGCCCCACGGACAAGUUCUCCAGACCUUGCUUGCCUGGGGCCUGGUGACACUACUCGCGAUACUCCCAGUUUGGUGAGCUGGUCCAUGGUUCCACUAACCUGCCAAACUUGAUGGGCAGAAACGUGCUAGCAAUGUCAGCGACUUUGUUUUCUAACAAUCCCCCGCGACGGCCGUUGGCAACGUCCGUGCCUGUCACGGUCGUUUGUGGAGGGACGUCCUUGUGACCCCUCCGCAGAUGGAUAGACGGACGUUCUCGACAAGGAAGGGACGUCGUUGUGACCCCUUGAGAAAUGGCUGGACGUUCUUGGUUUUGCGGAGGGAUGCCCUUGUGACCCCUUCGGACGUGCUUGUGUGUAACCCCUCCAUGAACAAAUGUAGGUUCUUGGCAAGGAACGCCCCUGUAUGUUACGGAACGUCUUGCGGAGGAGCGUCCUUGUGACCCCCACUUCACGAACGGAUAGACUUAUUGGCGGGGAGUUGAGUUGCACGGCUGGAGAUGAGGUCGACUACCUUUUGGACUCCUGUUCUUGCCAACCGACUGAAGUGCGAAUGUGUGGGACCGUUUGCCUGCCGCGCAGCCGAAAAAAAAGGACUUGCCGCUUUUUGUGUUUUCUGCCCGCCACUCAGCCACCAAAUAACCCUGCUCUCCGACCGAUACUACUCGCCACGGAUUUUGGCGAAUGGCGAGUAGUGGAACCAGGCCCUUGUAGUGCCCACAUUAAUUAGGAAAAACCCUGCUUUCCCACUGAUACUACUCACCAGGGAUUUUGGCGAAUGGCGAGUAGUGGAACCAGGCCCCCCUUUUAGUGCCUAUCUUUCCGAACAAACCACGAAAUGAGAGACCUUUGGUAUUUCUAGGGUGAUUGAUCCUCUGAGUGAAGUUGAGGAACUGACUGUAUACGGGCACUGUUUCGACUGAACUCUUAAGCCGGGACCAGUGGAGUUUGAGGAGGCCCUAAGGAGUUGUUUCUAUUUUUAGUUUAAAUGUGCCAGUAUGCUAGUUGCCCACGAAGCACCGGGUAUCAUGGGCUUCUACCAGUGGUCUCCACCCGUUAGGUCUUAGAUAGUCUGUGAAUGGCAAGGUAUGUGGUCAUCGAGCUACUCUGUGAAUGGCAUGGUAUGUGGUCAUCGAGCUGGGACUGUUCCAAGUCUAGGUGUCUCUUUUACGAGCAAUCAAUCCGUCAUCUGGAGAAUCGGGCAAUUAUUUGGGAUGGAUGGGUCAAAGCACGCCGCCACGGAGUAUGUAGGACAUAUUUCCUUGCCGGUUUGAUGCUCUCAGUAGUAGGCUGUCUUAAACCCUGAGUUGCAACGGAGUUAAACGGAUAUUUGACAGGUGAUCCAAGUUGCUUGUUGGAGCUGUGGCUAAGCGCUUGCUUGUCAAAAAUAGCACUGUGGACAGCUGUAUUUCUGCAGUUGCAUCAUCCGUCCGACCAUGCGAACGGGUCAAAGCAUGACACCAUGCAAAGGAGAGAGGCAUCGGACGCUUGUUGAGUGUUAGACAUGCUUUCUUGGUAUGUUUGUUUAGAAUUUUCAUGUUUGUUUCGUUUUGUUCUUCUCUGAUUAUCUCUGAUUACUUGUCCUUUGAUUGCUUGUUUGGAUGUUUUAUUUUGUUCGUCUAUAUGCCUCCUGCUCGCAUUCCGUCCUGCACUCUUUUCAGCAUUCGCCAACUCUAUUCUCAUAUGGUCCCCCGUAAUCCCGUCUUCUGAUUAUGCUAGAUGCUUGUGCAUGUGUGCUGUGCACACACACACACACACACGCACACGCACACGCACACACACACACACACACACACACAGAGAGAGAGAGAGAGAGAGAGAGAGAGAGAGAGAGAGAGAGAGAGAGAGAGAGAGAGAGAGAGAGAGAGAGAGAGCUGAUGUUGAGUCUCUGUAAAACUGUGGGCCGGUGGUGGACGAAUACGGAGGAGGAGAAGAAAGUUUAUGUUUCGAGUCGACGUAGAAUGGGAGGCAGCAGGCGAUCGAGCAUUUACGAGUGUUGUGUGGGGAAUGCAGAAGUUGUUUAGGGCAGUGAGGAGGGCAAAAGACAAUAGGCAAGUGCGGCCUGGCGGGCCAUGACGAUCCAGAAUACUAUGGACAAAAGAAGAAGCCAAAAGGAGAGGCUGCUCCUGGGAAAUGCAGUUGGGUACAUCUUGAUGAGGGACACAUUUGGCCUUGGAAAUGAGCGGAAACGGAAGGCAAGGAGUUUGUGGGGUUUUGAAUUUGCAACCUCGUCUUCGUUGGGAAGUGGGAAGAGCAACAAUGGAAAAGGUAAUGGAGGUACAGAGGGAGGGAGGGAGUACAAGGCGAGAAGGAAAGAAGGAAAAGGGGCAGAAGGAGGGCUCGAGGUGCCGUGGAGUGUUUUGUGGACAAAUCGUUGGAUUGGACCCCUAACGACAUUCUCAACGUCUGGUGUUUUGGGACACGAGUGUACGGGCUUGCAGACAGUAAUCGCAAAACAGGAAAGCUAUGGGGAAGAAGUCGGCAGGCAACGAGUGGCUUGCAAGUGGCUGAGGAGGAGGUUGUGACAUUGUUUUUUUUUUCUUGCGGGGCUUGAUACAAGCGGUGACUGGUGACGACUCAAAGAGAGCAAGAAGGAGAGAGGCGACAUGCAAAAGCAAGCGGAAUGGUGAGGUCAGGGCUAUGGUGCACAUUAUGGGGCUUUUGCACAUGUAACUGCAUUUGCAAGGGGAGAGAAAAGAGGAAGGCUACGAUCAUGGGCCGCCUCUUUUUUUUUUUUCUUUUUUUUUUUUGACCGUUUCAUCGAUUCGCUUGUGAAUUUUUUCUAUGCUGGUUAUCUUUCUUGCAGUGACGUGGUCGAUGGCGCUCUUCAGCCGGUUCAGAUCAGCGCACUGCACUCCACAAUUUGUGUAUUGGUUGAAUUCCUUAGGACACUAGGAACUUGGAUAUUGAACAAUCGGUUGCUGGUCUUUGCAUAAGGUGCUUUAGAAUUGGUGAAUGACCGCGGCUUCAAUAAGUGUAAUUGUGUAUUCUUAAUCAUUCUUAAACAGCAUUUCGCCGAAGUCUUUUGUCUCUUCUCUCCUCCCUCGUUCCAGUUGUCCUUUUCGCCGUAUUCUUAAUCAUUCUAGAACAGA